Telopea speciosissima is the source of this 1061-nucleotide messenger RNA. Its product is annotated as GTP-binding protein At2g22870. The coding region runs from base 52 to 1005 and encodes 317 amino acids. Gene Ontology annotation, molecular function: GTP binding. NCBI's taxonomy places the organism in Eukaryota, Viridiplantae, Streptophyta, Magnoliopsida, Proteales, Proteaceae. The transcript is spliced from 4 exons. The record is from RefSeq and is a predicted model, not a curated record.
GGCCUCAAAGCUCCGACAGUGAACGAACAUACAAAAGAGAGAAUCAAAGAAAUGCUGGCACUGCGGAUUCGCGUCUUUGGUGUCCAAGCAACUGCGUCUCUCUUCUCAUCAUCUUCUUCCUCCUAUUCCUCUUCUCUGACUCUCCAUCGAAAGCCUCCAUAUUUCUUUAACCUCUCUCGCCGGAGACCUUUGUCGUGUUCAUCGAGUUCAGUCGAGCAAGACCCCAGUAUUCAUGUCGUCACUGCACCAAAGUGCGCCAAAGCACCGGUCCCGGAAACCGUCAAGUUCGUCAAGAGAGCCCUCUUUGUUGCUCCCGGUGUCGAACCGGAAGAGGUGAGAGAAGACAUGAUUCUUCCCGGUUCCAACAUUGUUCUGGGGCCCUACGCCGGCCACGCCCAAAUUAAGCAAGUGGAAUUCGUGAAGAGCAGCAGUAAGCCCAAGGAUUGUCCCAAAGAUGAUCGUCCCGAGUUUGCGAUCCUUGGUCGAUCCAAUGUUGGGAAAUCUUCGCUCAUUAACGCUCUUGUUCGUAAGAAAGAAGUCGCCCUCACCUCUAAGAAACCGGGGAAGACUCAACUUAUUAAUCAUUUCCUAGUCAACCGAAGUUGGUAUAUUGUGGAUUUACCUGGUUACGGGUUUGCUAAAGCUCCCGAAUCUGCACGAACGGAUUGGUCUUCUUUCACAAAAGGGUACUUUUUGAACAGAGAAACUCUCGUUGCUGUCUUACUUCUCAUAGAUGCCAGUAUUCCAACUCAGAAGAUUGACCUAGACUGUGCUAAUUGGCUUGGCCGCAAUAAUAUACCACUGACCUUUGUAUUCACCAAGUGUGAUAAAAUGAAGGGGGGCAAGGGAAAGCGGCCUGAUGAGAACAUCAAGGAUUUCCAGGAGCUUAUUGUAAAAAAUUAUCCGGAACCACCACCAUGGAUCAUGACGAGCAGUGUCACAGGCCUGGGGAGGGAUGACCUUCUUCUUCAUAUGUCACAACUAAGGAACUACUGGGAUAAUUAAGGUGUGGUCUUCGACAGUUAAAUGUAUAAUUAAAAAUGUGGGUUUGAAUCAACACU